Molecule: messenger RNA, 4092 nt
Organism: Anguilla rostrata (American eel)
Lineage: Eukaryota; Metazoa; Chordata; Actinopteri; Anguilliformes; Anguillidae
Product: eukaryotic translation initiation factor 4 gamma 1-like
Exons: 8
Coding region: 3121-3669 (182 amino acids)
Source: RefSeq, a predicted model, not a curated record
UACGUUGAAAACGUGUUUUUCAUCAGGUAAUACUAUACGUUAUCGAUGGGUGGCCAAAGAAGGAGAUAAUGACGUAAUUAACCCGGAAAUUGCCAUGCGGCUCCCGUAAAGACAGCCUGCCUGUGCUUCGAUGAUUAACGAUGAAAAAGGAGCACUACUAUGGCUCCCUAGUAGUAGACCCUCCAAAAUUGUGAAGGGUGCGCACUGCUCGCAGUCCAUCCGCAUCCAUCCACGCUUUGCACAUGCAACCCAAGUGCUACGGUUCAAGCCGUGGACACGUGCUAUGUCAAUAAUCCUUUCCCAAAAGCCGUAUCGGUCAAGUUUUUGUUAUUUUUAUUGUUUGUUUUGCACAUUGCAAGGGAUUUAACGAUUGAGCUAAACUUAAAAGUUCUCACCCUGACCAGUCAAUUUAUAUGGGGGCGUCCCCUUACCCUUUGGAAAUUUGAGGACAUGCUGCUUUUCAAAGUGAACUGAACUAAAGAAACUGGCGAAAAGGAGAUGGCUAGCUAGCUCGCUAACUAUAUACAAAAACGUAAGCCCUAUUCUCGCUACAUUCUUCAUAGCUUCUGAAUUCUAAAUUCUGGUAAGCAUCAUCAAGUUAAAUUGAUUGCUAAUUAGUUCAUUAUUCGCACUGCCUAUUUUAACUACAUUUAAUCUGUUCGUUUUUAAAUAGGCAGGUUGAACAACUAUUUGGACCUAGUUAUUUAAACUGGGUGGUUGCCUGUGGUUGCCUGUUUGACCGCAGAGAAGGUUGGCAAGCUAGCUAACCACCCAGACAGUUUUCUGCCAGCAAGUUAGCUUGUUACGGAGCUGAAUGAAUCACUUCUUGCUAGACUAGCAACGUCCUUCGCUUUUUGUUUGUGGUUACAUAGAUUAAUAUUCAUAUUGUCUGUCUACGAUUAUGAGUAGCCUAUGUUAAAGUAGCUUCACCUAGCAGUUACCCGCUCGCUGGUCAGUUAUCGUGACAGGAGAGACGUGGUUUAGGCUACUUGCAGAGCAGGUAGCGGCUAACAUUGGAUAAUGAAUUACAAGGCCCUUCACUCCAUCAUAAUAUUUACGUCCGGUAUGACCAAUAAACCGGGAUAGUUUAUUUAUGACUUGUUCUUGCAUUUCUGUAUUACCACGGUACAAUUUUGAAGUGUACCAAAAAGGUAACUCCGAGCAAUUAAGUUGUUACAGCUACCGUUAGCUGCAGUUUCAUAUUAGCUACUUACAGCUUUAAAAUCACCAUCACCGCCCAAAAUUGAAGAAAAACGGACGGACUGCUUAGGCCCAUUGUGAUAACAUUUGUGCCCUGUAAUCCCAUGGAGGCUGAGCUUUAAUAGGUUUACGGUGACUGUAACACUAGAGCCACACUUUGAGAAUAUAAAUUUAUUUAAAUAUUAUGGAAAAUUCAUGGUUUAUCAUUUCUAGUCAUUGUAUAAGACAUAGGUAAUGUAUGAAAUGUACAAAAACAAAUGCAUGUAUAUUGAUGCUGCUUUUAAUAUAGUGACUGGUGUCAUGUAAAGUAGAGUAAUUCGCAGGGUAGUCGGGCAGAGCUGCGUUAGGCACGGGAGCACAGUUUUUCUACUAACUGUGGUGGCAUUCCGUUUCAAAAUAAACCACAAACGAGCUGUAGCCACAGUAGUCUGACGCGAAUGGCAGGAGAUGUAAUCCAGUUUGAAUACGUGUGACACAAUGUAAUUUAAACCUUACAAUUUCAGUAAACGUAUUCAAACUGGAUUACAUCUCCUGUCAUUCGCGUCAGACUAAAGUUGCUGUUCCUACAGCUCGUUUGUGGCUUAUUUUGAACUACAGUGACUGUUCUGUUGUCAACUUUUAGUUGCUUUUAGAAAAUGAGGGGUAUUUUGUGAACCUUUCAAGCAAGUCGCUGGCACUCACGACGAUUUGACUGUUAUCUUGAAGGAAUACGAUAAGUAAAUAAAAUUCUCAUAUUCGCCUGAAAUAUGAUGCUGACGCUUUAGCUAAUAGUACUGAAUGACACAUGUCAACGUACAAUAUUUGUUGGUGUUUGGUCGCGAACGAUUCAUUCUCGGGAGUAAUGAUUAGUUUUUUUCAGUUGAGUCGCUCAUUUAACUCGUUCGAUUGGCCGAACUGAUCCGCCUACAUCACGCUCAGCUUCCAACCAACGUGUUGUUUAACAUGAUAAUUUAUUGCAUUGUGCAAAAGAAUUUAAAUGACCCGAUGUCGCAGGACAUAACAUUGUAAAACCUAAGGUAAACCCAUCAGCUGCUGAUUGUCUAAACUCGUGUUUUAUGAUUGAACGAAUGGACGAACAUUAUCUCGUUGUGUUUGCUAUAAGAACGGUGUUUUGCAAUGGUUUGCCUCUCAUGGGCCAAGUUAAUCUCUCACGUGAAAGAAUGGCUAUCGACUACACUGAAUGAACGAGACUGGAUCAAGAGAAUUAACCGAAAGAUUCGCUCUCUUCACCGAAGGAGUCAGGAAAAAUGAUUGAAGUUCCCAUCACCAUGUAGUGCCGCUCAAGACAGAUUAGGCGUAGGUACAGCUCUUGCUGUAUUUACGUCGUGCAAGUGUAGCUAUUUAAAUUAGCUGUCCCAUUCGACAUUCCUGGCUAACGCCGUGUCACUGCCUUCUCCCACACGACCCCUCCCCUGAUCGUUGGCAUGGUCUGCAGGCCUGCCAUCAGUUGAGCGAUUAAGCGAUUGAUUUUUGCUUCCCAAGUAUGGUGACUUCUCUUCUUGGUGCCGUCACGUGAUUGGCUCCUCUGUUCCUGCUCUUAGGCUGGUUUUUGACAUCACCAUUGGUUGUCAUUGCAUGGUUUGUUGUAGCAUUUUAUUUAUUUAUUUAUUGCGGUGCGUGCAUAUGUGUUUGGGCAGGGCAGGUAUUUCACACAAACAUAAACACACACUCACGCACAUGCACACAAAGUCAUGUUUUCUUCAGAGCGUCAGUUUGGCCCUUGGUAUAACGUAUAACUGUGUGAUGUGAAGUGGGGAAAAUGGGUCAUUCAUCUGUUCUUUUCUGUUUCCCCACCCCAUAUCUCUCUCUCUCUCUCACUCUCUCACUGCCCCCCCCCCCCCCCCCCGGACCAUCUCCCCAACACGAGGUAGUCUCAUCCUGUCGCACAGGUCUGUGACACUCCAUACCCGGCCAGAUGAAAUGAACAAAGCCCCUCAGCCAAUAGCUGCACCCCCCUCCCCCGGACUCCCUCCGGCCACAUAUCCUCUGGGUCAGCCCCCCAGCGUUGUCUUUGGAACCCCACCACCCCAGAUGAACACAGUGCCCCCACCCCGCCAGUCGUACUACCAGCCCCGCCCUGGUUUGCCUGGCUCCACCCCCCGCCAGCCCGGCAGCACACCCCGGCCUGUGGCACCCACGCACCUCUACCAGGCCGGCACUCCGAUGAUGCUGAUCUCCCAGCAGCAGCUGCCAUUCGCCAAUCCGCAGAGCCCCGCCUACUUCAUUCCACCUGGACAGUGCCGGCCCACAUACGUGACCCCGCCCCAGCAGUACCCCAUGGCCAGUGGAAUCCCUGGAUUCUACCCCGGGACCAGCCCUGCAAAAUAUGCAGGAACGUAUUACCCAGCACAGCCACAGUACCCUCCCACUGUUGCCGCUGCGUCCGUCAUCUUAAGCUCCGCCCAGCCACAGCCCACGCCACAGCUGCAAGUCCAGUCUAUGAGGGGGCGAACGCAGUUUGUCGGUUAGCAAAGCCCUGCCCCCCCUCGUCUGUGGUGCGCUUCUUGGUGGGAGGGAGCGCAUUCCAACACUCCUGCUCAGCCAGGGAGAGAGAGGCCCCCGCAGCCCAGCCAGCCUGAAACUCUGCCCAGCCUGUAGCUCAGGCGGCCGGGCUGGAGCCGUACUCUAGACCCAGGAUGAGAGAGGCCUGCUCCUUUGGGCUGUCUGCUCGCAUGUUUACCCUACUCUCUGCUGCCAGGGCUUUUGCAGCCCAAUGAAUCCGGACCCUCUUCUCUUUUUGCUAUCUCUGUCUCUUCUCUCUGCUUUCCUCCCUCUAUCUCUCGCCUUGCUCUCUUUCACCCUCUCUUGUUCUCUCUCUCUCUCUCUCUCUCUCUCCAUCUCUGUGCGUUCGCCCCACCGUGUAAGGGCUCUGACCCCACAACCUUCUGUCAC